This is a messenger RNA of Labrus bergylta (ballan wrasse), 6071 nucleotides long. It is a transcript of the gene crata, whose product is annotated as carnitine O-acetyltransferase a. The record is from RefSeq and is a predicted model, not a curated record. Gene Ontology annotation, biological process: carnitine metabolic process, CoA-linked. Lineage: Eukaryota; Metazoa; Chordata; Actinopteri; Labriformes; Labridae. Gene Ontology annotation, molecular function: carnitine O-acetyltransferase activity. Gene Ontology annotation, cellular component: peroxisome.
GUUCACAGCUGAGUGACUUCUCUUGUGUCCUGCAGCUGAUCUGAGAGCUGUCAUCAUAACCUUGACAGACUGUCGUCAGGGACACUUAACAACCUGUCCAGUGUUGUCACACUGUGAUCUUGAGUCUUCAGUCUUCAGUCUGAUCGUGUCUGUUUUGUGCUGAGGUAGACUUUGAGCUGUGACGGUCCAGAGGUGGGGGGUGUUGUUGUGAAUACAGAAUGUGGGGCAUUUGCAGCAGAACUAUGGUGAAGGUGGGGAUGGCGAAACCCUGUGGUUUAAUGAAGCCAUGCCACUUGGUGAAGCCCGUAUCAGCGACUCGGGUCUCUGGCAGAUACCUGACCCACCAGAAGGGUCUGCCCUCGCUGCCCAUCCCCCCUCUGCAGCAGACCUGCGAGCGCUACAUCACCGCUCUGGAGCCCAUCGUGGAGGUGGACGAGCUGAAACACACCAAAGAGCUGCUGGAUGACUUUCAGAAAGCAGGAGGGGUCGGAGAGAGGCUGCAGAGCAGCCUGGAGAAGAGGGCGAGCAGCACCAACAACUGGCUGUCAGAGUGGUGGGUGCAGGUUGCUUACCUCACGUACCGCCUUCCAGUGGUGGUUCAUUCAAGUCCCGGUCUGGUCCUACCUCGCAUGAACUUCAGGGACAAGCAGGGACAAAUAAGGUUCGCUGCCAAGCUGAUAGCGGGCGUUUUGGACUUUAAGACAAUGAUUGACAAUGAAACAUUACCGAUUGAGUAUCUUGGAGGGAAGCCCCUGUGCAUGAAUCAGUACUAUGAGGUGCUGUCGUCCUGUCGUAUCCCCGGGCUUCAGAAGGACUCUGUGGUGAACCACUCCAAGAGCUCCAGACCCCCCAAACACAUCACUGUGGUCCACAACUUUCAGUUCUUUGUGUUGGACGUGUACAACAGCGACGGGACUCCUCUGACGUCGGAUCAGCUCUGUGUUCAGCUGGAGAGGAUCUGCAGCUCCUCUGAGCAGACCAACAUGGAGCCCGUCGGCAUCCUCACCACUCAGCAUCGGGACUCGUGGGGCAAAGCCUACCUCAACCUCAUUAAAGAUAAAAUCAACAAGAAGUCGGUGUUAGCCAUCCAGAGGAGCAUCUUCACGCUGUGUUUGGACGGGGCGAUGCCUCGAGUGUCCGACGAGACGCGCAGAAGCUCGGCUGCAGUCCAGAUGUUGCACGGAGGAGGGAGUCAGUUGAACAGCGGCAACCGCUGGUUUGACAAGACGCUUCAGUUUAUUGUUGGAGAGGACGGGACGUGUGGAGCGAACUACGAGCACGCUCCAGCUGAGGGCCCCCCCAUAGUGGCCUUGAUCGACCACGUUGUAGAAUACACAGGGAAACCAGAGAUGACUCGAUCUCCCAUGGUGCCUCUGCCCAUGCCCCAGAAACUUCACUUCAACAUCACGCCGGAGAUCAAGAAGGACAUCGAGGAAGCCAAACACAACAUGAACAUCCUGGUGGACGACCUGGAUAUGAGGGUCACCGUAUUUGGACACUUUGGGAAAGAGGUUCCGAAGUCGCACAAGAUGAGUCCAGAUGCGUUCAUCCAGGUAGCUCUACAACUGGCUUACUACAGGAUGUAUCAGCGCUGCUGUGCCACAUAUGAAAGCGCCUCCCUGCGAAUGUUCAGACUGGGUCGAACGGACACGAUCAGAUCGGCCUCCAACGCCUCGGCCGCUUUUGUCAAAGCUUUUGAUGAUCCAAACAAACAGAACACAGAGAAGGUUGAUCUGAUGGUGAAAGCUGUGACCGCUCACAGGUCGUACACCAACAUGGCGAUCAGUGGUCAGGCCAUAGACCGACACCUGCUGGGCCUCAAGCUGCAGGCUUUGGAAGAAAACCUGUCCGUGCCUGAGCUCUUCAAAGACCCCGCCUACGGCAAAGCCUUACACUACCAGCUGUCUACGAGUCAGGUACCCGCUAAAGCCGACUGCGUCAUGUGUUUUGGCCCCGUCGUGCAGAACGGAUACGGCGUCUGCUACAAUCCCAUGAAGGACCACAUCAACUUCGCCGUGUCGUCUUUUAACACCUGUAAAGAAACGAGUGCGGCACAGCUGGCUCAGGCCGUGGAGGACGCUCUGCUGGACUUGAGGACUCUGCUGGAACAAACUCCACGAGCUAAACUGUGAAAGUCCUUCAGACAUCAGCGACCUCAGAACGCACAGAUUAGUCAGAACUCAGCAGGGUGUGACACAAUCAGAGGGAGGAGAGGUGUUUUUAUUCAUGUAAAUAAAUCACACACCAAGCCGGCCUUUAGACCACGAGGCCUGUCAGUUAGAUAUUUAUUACAGCGGCUAAAUUAACAUCUAUAGAAUAAUCAACACAUUUAAAAACACAACUUAGGUUUCUUAAAUGAACCGCUGCAUUUAAAUAAUUAUUUGAAUCCAGUUUUUAAGAUUUAGUUCAUCAGGAAGCACAAAAUUUUACCCUCAGGAAGUGAUCGUACUCAACAAAAGAAGAGGUUAAAGGCUCAUUUAAUGUCCCAGAAUUAAAUCCCCCGCUUAGUGACAUCGACAGCCCCUUCCUGCCAGGCGUGUAAGAACAUCUAAUUUCAUAAAUGUCUUUAUUUCACAGAAAAUCAUUUUAUAAUUCUGUCUAUAGGAGAAUACAUCAGCUGCAGUAGAUGCAUAUUUGUUGGACUUCGAAAACAGUCUGCUGCAGGUUAUUUCUGCUCUCUAGAGGUAGAAUCAGUGUCUACUCUAUCAUUAUGCAAGCAAGCUCUGAAAGUGAAAGUCCAUUACUUAUUCAGUUUGCACUUCAGGCUGUUCUCUCGUUGCAGUGGGUUUUAAAACUACUUUUAUUUUAAGUCGUUUACAAGGUGUUUUGAAAAGGAAGUAAUCUGAUGUUAUUCACUAAAGUUGUUUUCACACGUGCACUUAAAUCGUUCUGAGUUGUUCACACAGCGGGAAGUUUUCCCAGUCAGAUAGGAUUCUCAGGACGCAAGACAUGAGCCUACAUUCAUUUGGAUGUAUCACAGUUUAAAGGAAAAAGCAGAAGAGAACAUACUGACGAUCAGAAAAGAGGAAGAAGCAGUUUCAUUACCGGCACAAAGAUCGCUAAAUGUAUUCUGCUGUUUCUACACAUUGGUCCACCCUGACUUCACAAGGACGUUUUGUCAGGGGGGCUGGCGGGAAUAACUCUGAACAUUUUGGCUGUUUGCAAAAUUCAAGUUCAUGCAACUUUUUAGGAGUUUUGUGCUUGUGUGAACGGGGCUUAUGAGAGCAUCCCAGCAUGAGUUGACAUGUGACACCUGCCAUACAACAACCAAACUUCACUUGAUAGUCUGCAUUAGUUUUUGUUGUCUUAUGUCUUUGUGUUAUUGAUCCUUGUGCACUUUAAAUGAUGUUCACUGAUUCUCCUGUGGUGCAGAGCACACGCCUGCAUCGAUCAAUAAUAAUCAAUAAUUUACUGUCAAAAUAUCGUCCAAUGAGACAGCAUCCAGCGCUCAUUUAAUUCUAUUAUCAAGAACUGUUUGUGGAGCAAGAAUCUGGUUUGAACCUCCAAGUUUACAACUCCAUUGUUUCAAAAUAAACUUAAAACAGGGCUAUGGCAAGGCAAGAAACAUAUCACCAAUCAGGCUUGAACCACUUAAAUCACUUAACUGUUGAAGAAUAGAAAUGUUGUGGUCUAAUUUUAGGAAAACUGUGAAAGUAUUAAGAACACAAUCUUCUAAAUGAACAUGCAGUUUACAGUGUAACCAAAAAUAUCUUAAUACUCAUGAGCAUCAAUGUUUUCUUAUAUUCUCUCUUUCGAUGCUGCAUUAGGGGACAUUUUGCUUUGUUAAGGUUAACAUGGCUGACGUUCUGAAAUAACUUAAAAAGGAUCAUUUUGAUUUGCAGGUUGACGCACUGAGUCCAUCUGAGGUCACGCUGUAGUUUCUGCUGUUUGUACAGACUUUAAAUAAACCAUAUUUAUGAUUAAUAAACUCUCUCUCUCGGAAACUUAAAAGUCAAGCAUCUGGAUUUUAAAACGAUUCCAGAUAAUUGAAAAUUUGUACACUAAAGCUGUGUUCACACAUGCACCCCUUUUGAGGAAAGAUCAAACUGUCUGCCUGUUAAGUCUUCCUGAGUUGCUUAUUCGCACAUAUCCUUCACAGCGUGCAGUUUGGAGGCGGGCAAGACGUUAAAAAGCCGCUGCAGGAAUCAGAGAGGGUCACUGAUGCUUUUUGAUGUUUUUUGGCUCUAUAUCAAUGCUUCAUGUAAUUUGAGGGCAUUUUCAGUGCAUAGGGACGGAAUAUUUCUGGCUGCGUUCAAAUCGGCUCACCACGACUUCUUGUGGAAACUUUACUAGAGGGACCAGCAGGAAGCAGUCGGGGUAAUUUCAGGUUGAACAAUCUGUCCGUUUGCGUUCACACAUGCAGCUCACACGGAAACUUCUGUACAUUUUCAGAUGUUUUGUGCAUGUGUGAAAACAGCAUUACUCACUGAUUAUUAAAGUCUUGGUCCGGUCCUUAAGCGCCCCUCUGUCCUCCGGCUGCACUGAGAAUGCUGCAGAAUCCUGAGUGGCUGUUGGGGAGACAACAGAUGCAGUAAAAAUGAAUUUGUAAUGCUCUUACACAGUCAUUUAUCUUGUACAAAGUUUACAUUUUGAGCUAGAUUGUAUCAAUCCAACCCCUCCAUCCCUCCACUUUUAAACCCAAUUCAUACUUCUGCGUCCACUCUACCCCGUAGUGAGCACUUCAUACUUGUAACUGUUGGAAGCACGGUUUCUGUGCUCGCUGUAUCCCCAGUUUGCGGUCCUGCCACAUUCUCUGCUUGUUUGUGUACAGGAAACCAUGGCAACAAAAACCGAGUGUUUUUAGAUACGGAGCAACAGUUGAUUAUACUCUAAUAACUGCAAAGAAGAAAGGAGAGGAGACAUCGGAGGAGAUGGAACGUGUGGGAACUGAAUCAGUUGAGGGCGAGGGAACUUUUUGCGCUUGUUCGGCCACUGAGAGACCUGGGUGAGGAAAUUCAGAUAUGUUCGGGGGAAUUCGUCAUCCACAGUCAUUUAUGCCAAACCAGAGUGCACCACUAUAUGACCGUAGACAAUACGCUGCUACCCCAGUGGACCAAUCACAGGGCUUGCAGUCUGCAUAGUUUUGUCGUGUAGUUCAAUUUUUGAGGAGGUGCAUGUCAGGCUCCUGCAGGCUACGAGGCUACUUGAAAUCAGGCUAAAUCAGGCUUUGUUCUAAAGGGAUGCAUCAGAAGUCUCAUUUCUUUCCUGGUGGCUUUUUUUUUUUUAUAGCUUCUUUAAGUUUUUAAUUCUACCUGUGCACAUACUGUACGGCCACAUAGACAUGCUAAAUCCAUACCCCUCACAAGGCAGCAGUGGCUCAGUUGGUAGAGUCGUCGCCUCUUAACCAGAAGGUCAAGGGUUCAAUCCCCAGCUGAGCAACGUGUCUGAUGUGUCCUUGGGCAAGACACUUUACUCACAUUACUCCUGCUGCUUCAGUGGUGAUAUAUAAAUGGAUUAGUGUUGUACUUACUCUCUGAUGUAUGUUGCUUUGGAUACAAGGGUUGACUAAGUGAAUAGUAACAUUGUAUUGAAUUAAUGUAUUCAUCUUUGAGCUCUGAAUUCACCUUUCAUAUGUAAAAUCUGAACUGUACAACACCAAGUGGGCUCUGUAGUGUUGGUUUCUCGAUUGCUGUUUUUUUUUUUUCAUACAACUACUGGGAGUCUAUAGAGUCUGAAUCAAAUCCUUCUAAUAGGAUAGUUUUUGUUUUAAAGUGACAUGUAUGACAUGAUGAUGAUGAUGAUGAUAUUAUAUAGUUUUUGAAAGUGCCAAGCUGCUAAUCUUUGUUGAGAUUAAUUUUUUUUAAACAUUUUUAAGCUGCAAAAUCACUGAAUCUUCCUCAAAGAGAGAGAGAUGUCUGAUUGACCGGAGCGACUUGUGUUGGCCAGUGUGCAGCUCAGCACGUAAAAUAUGUUUCACACAGCGUGUUCAAGGAGGAGGUUCAACGAGUGAAUGUAGAGUUUGACCUCAUGACACUUGAGAGGAAAUUGCAUAAUAACACAGAGCAUGUGACAGUUGUACAAACUGUCCAACACUUCCUCUCAAAUAAAAAGCUGACUUUUUGAAAAUCAAA